This is a messenger RNA of Vitis riparia (riverbank grape), 1568 nucleotides long. Its product is annotated as F-box protein At4g00755-like. Lineage: Eukaryota; Viridiplantae; Streptophyta; Magnoliopsida; Vitales; Vitaceae. Gene Ontology annotation, molecular function: protein binding. The coding region runs from base 107 to 1213 and encodes 368 amino acids. The record is from RefSeq and is a predicted model, not a curated record. The transcript has 6 exons.
CUCCUCUCUCUCUCCCCCCUCCCUUCUCCUCUCCUCUCUAUAAACUCCUUCUCUUUCUAAGAAUUCUCACUCUCCUAGGGUGUUUUUGGUUUUCUCUCACCCAGAUAUGCCUGUAAUGGUGGAUGGCAAUGAUUUCAUACAUUGGAUUGGACGUGACAUGUCAAUCAAAAUCCUGAUGUGUUUGGAGGACCCAUCUGAUCUUGUUCGGGUUAGCGCGGUUUCAAGGUUGUGGCGUCAAUUUGUGAUUGAAAAUGGCCUUUCUAAGCAGCUUUGUUUAAGAAUGUUACCUGAAAUGUCCAGUUUGGCUGGUGCUAUUGAAAUAAACAACAUGAUGGAAACUGAAGAAGUCCAGUCUAGCAAUAUGGAGCGGAAGAUUUUGGAGAAGAAUCAUAGAGUUUAUGCCUAUUUGGCUCAAGGACUUACCUCUUCCAUGAGAACUGCUUGCAUAGCACGAGCCAUUAGCGCAUCCAGCACUGAUAACUACCCUGAAGAAACCAUUGAUAAUACUUUGGAUCCAAGGGAUAGGAUUAGACACAGCGCUUCAUACUGGUCAAGUGAAGGAGAAAUGGAUCCUUCGAUUCCCGAGAGCUUGGUUUAUAAGUUGAUUGCCAAUUUGUGUGUUGUUACUGAAAUCCAUGUGCAACCAUUUCAAGCAUAUUUUCAGUUUGGUCACCCUAUAUAUUCAGCUAAGGCUGUGCGGUUUCGAAUGGGCCAUCAGAUGUAUCCAAUGGAGAGAGGUGGCGAUGCGGCAAAUGAUCCUGCUGCUGGUUUUGAUUCCCUUGAGGAUCAGUACAUAUGGACAUAUACUUCACCAGAGUUCCCAAUGGCUCAGGAAAACCGCUUGCAAAAGUUCAAGCUACCAGAACCUGCUCUUUGCAUUGGAGGAAUUCUGCAAAUUGAGCUGUUGGGUAGAGUUCAGAAACAAGAGAUGGAUGGUUUAUACUAUAUAUGUGUCUCCCAUGUUCAAGUUGUUGGUCGACCACUCUCAGAGGCAUUUGAUGUUGAAAUACAUGAUCCCUCAGGGAAGUUCACCUUGAAAUACUUUCAUAGAGGAUACCAGUGCCAGUCUCCUGUAGUAGCACCAGAAGGGUUGGGUGCCGACACGGCGUCAUGGAUGCAGAGUGAUGCUAGGAGUAUUGAGCAAAUAAUUGAAAGGUUUCUUGGUGCUGCAGCUGAAGACGAUUCAGACGACGACUACUUGCCUACUCUUUAGUCUGUACAGUGUUGAUGGACAUUAAUAGUCCUUUGUCAUUUCGCUACUUUUUGUAUAUAGACCAAAGUGGUGCUAGGAGUACUGAGCAAAUGAUAAUGGAAAGGUUUCUUGGUGCUGCAGCUGAAGACGAUUCAGAUGACUACUUGCCUACUCUUUAGUCUGUGCAAUGUUGAUCGACUUUAAUAUUCCUUUUGUCAUUUCCCUGCUUUUUGGAUAGACCAAGUCUCAUCUGGAACUGAGACUGUUCAUCUGUAAUCAAUUUGUUUACCGUAAAUCAGUGUUUUAAAACCCCGGCCAGUGACUGAUCAUAACAUGUAUGGCAAGAGUGUUGAAAAGCAGUUUCACUUUGGUCCAA